This is a messenger RNA of Blastomyces dermatitidis ER-3, 1698 nucleotides long. Its product is annotated as FAD binding domain-containing protein. NCBI's taxonomy places the organism in Eukaryota, Fungi, Ascomycota, Eurotiomycetes, Onygenales, Ajellomycetaceae. The record is from RefSeq and is a predicted model, not a curated record. The coding region runs from base 120 to 1670 and encodes 516 amino acids. Gene Ontology annotation, molecular function: FAD binding. The transcript is spliced from 3 exons.
UUCAGCUGUUGGGAGAGAUUUUCUUUUCUAGGUCGGUCAGCAAAGUUUUACAAAAAGAGGCUUCUUUUCGCUUUUUGGAUAGCUCUCCCUAUUUCUGUGGUCUACUACUAUUUUCCAAAAUGUAUCUAGCGCCGUUGACAAUUGCAGCAUUUCUGCUGUUGCAUAGAUAUGCGGCUGCAGCAGAUGGUGCGACUGCUGGGAAUGAAGCAGCGACAGGUUUCCCUCCUUGCGAUGCGCUUAUCCGGGCAGGUCUGGGCAGCCGACUGCUUUUGGCCACAGACGCGGAAUACGAACCACGUAUUGCAAGCUGGUGGUCUCUAGACACCCGACAGCGGCCCUGGUGCCUCGUGCAGCCGCGUGAUGCGGCGGAAGUAUCCACAAUCAUGACCGCCUUGCUCGGGGCCGGGGCUGGAGAUGGUGCUGGAGACUGGCAUGUUGCCGUCCGUGCAGGGGGACACGGCCCCAGGCACUCGAACAAUAUUGAUAACGGAGUGACUAUCGACUUGGGGAUGCUGAACCAGGCCACCUACGACAAACGAACAAAUCUUGCCAGCAUUGGUCCUGGCGGUAGAUGGAAGGAUGUCUUGGCUGAACUGCUCAAGUAUGGGGUGGUAGUGCCUAGCGGCCGUGAUGGGGACGUUGGCGUGGGCGGGUUUCUGUUGGGAGGGGGCUCGUCGUACUAUAUGGGCCGUGAAGCGUUUGCCUGUGACUCUGUCAGGAACUUCGAGGUUGUUUUGACCAAUGGCACCAUCGUAAACGCGAACAGGGAGGAGAAUGUCGAUUUAUGGCGAGCGCUGAAGGGCGGCGGGAGUAACUUCGGGAUCGUCACCCGCUUUGAUAUGGAGGCUUUACCCGCGAAGGACAUUGCGUAUGGAACCCGCUUCAUGAGCGUGGAGUACUCCUCAGAGCUGGUGGAUGCGAUUGUUCACUUCACCGACCAUUAUGAAGAAUUCGAUACGGACGCACUAGUUGCGUUUCUCAUGCAUAAUACGUCAGCUCUCCCAAUGGAUGUCGUGGCCGCUGCGAUACAUGUCAACACUGAGGGAAUUCACAACAGUACAGGCUUCAAAAAGCUGAACCAGAUUCCGUCCCUUAUUCCUGAUGAGACGAGAUCUCUAAGUCUCGCAGACGCUGCUGAAGACUCACAGCUCUCCUCCGGAACAUGGAAUUUUGGCGCAACGUUGACGUUUAAGAAUGAUAAACGAAUCUUAGCCCACGCCGUGAAGCUAAAUGAGAAAUAUGUCAAAGACAUGAAUCACGCCAUUGGGCCAGACAAUUUCGUGUCACUGGUUUUCUUCCAGCCCGAGCCUUCGUUCUUCGGCGAUAUCAGUAAGCAAAGGGGUGGUAACAUGCUCGGGGUCGAUUCUCAAGAACACAACGCCGUCCUUUGGACCGGCGGUGUGGCGGUGAAAAGUGACAAGCAGGCGCUUGCCAUCGCACGAACCCGGAUGAGUGCCAUGGUUGCGGAGCUCAAAGAGUUUUCGAUUUCGCUGUGUGGGGAUAACAGACUGAUCUACAUGAACUAUGCAGACCCGUCGCAGGAUCCUCUUGGGAGCUAUGGCAAGGAGAACGUGGAUCAUAUAAGGCGUGUGGCUGCGAAGUAUGACCCCCUUGGUGUGUUCCAGAGAAGAUUCCCAGGAGGGUUUAAGAUAUCCCGCGUGGACUUGUAGUGGAAAGGGGAGCCGCUCUGUUUCGUCC